AUGAGAAGCAGAAGAACACCACACAACACGCUGGACCGUCCAGUGGUGAUGCACCCUGGUUCUCGCCAACACGUCUCCGAGAGCGAGGUGCUGCAGUUCUUGGGCCAGUUCAUUCAGGAACGUGAAAGUGAGGGCGACACAGAUGCAUCGGGAGCGGUCGCUCAACUUCGCAGAAUUGAGCGCGACUUCAAGGGACUUCCGCCAGCCGUGCUCGACGCCCAAUAG
Molecule: messenger RNA, 225 nt
Organism: Lachancea meyersii CBS 8951
Lineage: Eukaryota; Fungi; Ascomycota; Saccharomycetes; Saccharomycetales; Saccharomycetaceae
Source: the annotation of a GenBank genome assembly